UUUUGUGUUGGAUGAUUUUCCAAAUUAUCUAAUAAAAAAUUGCCAGUCUGCAAAAUUAACAUAAAAAACAUUAUAAACCAUUUAUUAACUGGCAACAAAACUAGUGAUCCUCCAUCUUUUUUGUCACGAUGCCUCCUAAGAAGCAACCUGAGAAAUCCGGGUCCUCCGGAUCCAAACCAGCUGAGAAGAAGCCUGCUACGGCCAAAACUCCAGCAGCCGCACCCAAGGCUGCAUCUACUAGCUCUGCUGCUGCACCUAAGCCAGCGACAGCCAAGACUCCAGCACCCGCUCCCAAGGCGGCUGCACCCAAAGCAGCGCCGGCGGCGAAGCCCGCUGCUGCCAAGCCAGCAUCCGCCCCGGCGGCUAAGCCUGCAGCAGCUGCUUCCAAGCCUGCAGAGAAGAAGCCAGCAUCGGUACCUACUGCCAAACCUGGCUCUGCUAAGGCUGCUGCCCUGAAAGCGAAGUCUAGUGCUAAACCUUCAGUGAAGAAAGCUGCAGCUGCUUCCAAACCUAAGCCUAAACCAGCAGCGGCUAAGUUGAAAAUUGCACCCAAGCCUAAGAAGACCGGCAUCAAGGGGCAAAAGAAGCAAGUGGUUAAACCAGUUGCCAAAGCUCUCAAAGCACAAAGAAAGGUAGUCAAAGGUGAACAUGGCAAGCGUGUACGUAAGAUUCGCACAUCUGUGCACUUCCGCAGGCCUAAGACUUUUGAACCUCCAAGGAAUCCGAAGUAUCCCAGGAAAUCGCUUCCCAAGAGGAAUCGUAUGGAUGCUUACAAUAUCAUAAAGUAUCCGUUGACAUCUGAAGCAGCAAUGAAGAAGAUUGAGGACAACAAUACAUUGGUAUUCAUUGUUCACACUAGCUCCAACAAGCACCACAUCAAGGCUGCCGUCAAGAAGCUGUAUGACAUCAAUGUUGCGAAAGUUAACACCCUCAUCAGGCCCGAUGGCAAGAAGAAGGCGUACGUACGACUUGCCAGGGACUAUGACGCAUUAGAUGUUGCCAACAAAAUCGGCAUCAUAUAAACUAAUGCUGUACUUUAUUUUAUAAGAAUAAAAACUUAAAGUAAAAA
Messenger RNA from Helicoverpa zea (corn earworm), 1069 nucleotides. It is a transcript of the gene RpL23A, whose product is annotated as 60S ribosomal protein L23a. Gene Ontology annotation, cellular component: ribosome; cytosolic large ribosomal subunit. Gene Ontology annotation, molecular function: rRNA binding; structural constituent of ribosome. The record is from RefSeq and is a predicted model, not a curated record. Gene Ontology annotation, biological process: translation; ribosomal large subunit assembly. NCBI's taxonomy places the organism in Eukaryota, Metazoa, Arthropoda, Insecta, Lepidoptera, Noctuidae. The transcript is spliced from 5 exons. Bases 129 to 1022 code for a protein of 297 amino acids.